Messenger RNA from Asparagus officinalis (garden asparagus), 756 nucleotides. Its product is annotated as probable WRKY transcription factor 75. The coding region runs from base 119 to 643 and encodes 174 amino acids. The transcript has 2 exons. Gene Ontology annotation, molecular function: sequence-specific DNA binding; DNA-binding transcription factor activity. Gene Ontology annotation, biological process: regulation of DNA-templated transcription. The record is from RefSeq and is a predicted model, not a curated record. Lineage: Eukaryota; Viridiplantae; Streptophyta; Magnoliopsida; Asparagales; Asparagaceae.
UUACGACACCCACCAACCCAUCUAUUUCCAUCAAAAUUCUAAUCACAUCUCAUUAGAUUCACCUUAAUUCCCUUUAUAUUCUCUUCAUCUCAUAAAUCAUCCCUCCUUCACUUAUUCCAUGGAGAAUACUUACCCCCUAUUAUUUCAUCCACAACAAACAUCUCAUACUCCCUAUGGCAAUCUCUAUACGAGCGACACUUUAAGUGGGGUUCUAGUGCAAGGGCUUAAGGAGGAGGAUCCUUCUACUAGGGCUUCAAGAUCGUCACAAGGGAUUCGAGAAUCUCUUGUUGUUUCAUCGAAUGAGGCAGGGACAAGUCUCGACAAGCCAACCAAGAAGAAGGAGGAGAAGAAGGCAAGGAGGCCUCGAUAUGCGUUUCAGACAAGGAGUCAAGUCGACGUUCUUGACGACGGGUAUAGGUGGAGGAAGUAUGGGCAAAAGGCUGUGAAGAAUAAUAAGUUCCCAAGGAGCUAUUACCGCUGCACACAUCAGGGGUGCAAUGUGAAGAAGCAAGUUCAACGGCUAUCAAAGGAUGAAGGGGUUGUAGUAACCACUUAUGAAGGAAUGCACACCCAUCCCAUAGAGAAAUCCAAUGACAACUUCGAACGUAUCUUGAACCAGAUGCAGAUAUACUCUGGUGUUUAAAUUCAUGAUAAUGGAAGUUAAAAUAAUUUUGUAAAGAAGUUCAUUUACAUAAGUAGUAUUACUCCUCAAACAUAAUAAGCUAAUGUUAUAGCUCUGCCGCCUGUUUAAAUUUC